GCUUUGUACAACAUAAGGACAGAAAGUACAUAAAACAUGGGGUGUCCGAACUAUCAUGCACCAAGGUUCAAAAAUAUGCAAAUGCCACGUAGCUGGACAGAACCAAGGCUUUCGUUCCGAGCUGUUCGGCAGGCCGUCGCGACCACCGCUGAAGGCGCUGCACUUCAGCCAAGCUCCAACACCAUUCAGCCUGCACGCCGUCUUUCAAGCACAGCGCGAGGGGCCACCUCGAGCCACGCCACAGUCGCCGGCCCAGACGGCGGAUUUUUUGUUCCACCUGCGCGGGCGCCUACAGGCUUAUCCUUCUGAGCUCCGGAGCAGCGCCUCGUGCAGCAGCGGCCACACCAUGGGAAGCGUCAGCGUGGAGGGGCUGAACCUGCUCAACAUCAAACCCAACUAUUCGUUCGAGUUCGACUUCGAGGUGAACUUCGACAAGGACCAGAAUCGGUUGUGGAUGAACCGCAACUGGCACACGUCCGUCUACUGGGUGGGCCUCUACAUGCUCGUGGUGUUCGGUGGCCAGGCGUUCAUGGCCCAGAGGCCGGCCUUCAAGCUGACGCGGCCGUUGCAGGCCUGGAACUUGCUGCUUUCCGUGUUCAGCGUGGUGGGGGCCUGUCGCACCAUCCCCGAGCUGAUCCACGUGCUGCGCGAGUUCGGCUUCUUCCACUCAGUGUGCAACAACUCGUACAUCGAGUACGACCGCGUCUCGGGCUUCUGGACCUGGAUGUUCGUGCUGAGCAAGGUCCCCGAGCUGGGCGACACGGUGUUCAUCAUUCUGCGCAAGAAGGAGCUCAUAUUCCUCCACUGGUACCAUCACAUUACAGUGCUUAUGUUCUCCUGGUACUUCUACCAGCAGCAUAUCGCGCCCGCGCGUUGGUACGUCGUCAUGAACUACGUGGUCCACUCGCUCAUGUACUCGUACUUUGCGCUGCGCUCGUUCCACGUGCGCAUGCCACGUUGGAUCGGUGUCUGCAUCACUACUCUCCAGAUCAUGCAGAUGCUCAUGGGCGCUUACGUCACUGGCCUGGGAUUCUUCACCAACAAGCGCGGCUCCGCAUCGUGCGCAAUUUCGGAGUGGACGGCGCUGCUUGCCAUGUUCAUGUACCUGUCCUACUUCAUCCUGUUCGCGCUGUUCUUUUACGGUGCUUACCUCAAGCCGAAACGCAAGACCGCCGUCAAGGCCGACUGAGCGGCCGUCGCCUGUGUCCACACAGUGCUCGCUGCGGGCGCUCUCUCGAAGACAACCCCCACGCUGCCAGACGCGCGAUGCUACGUGAUGUCGGGACAGUCGAGACGAGUGUCGCGCGCUGCUUGCACCAUUCUCCCAUUUCCGUUGUUGCUGCACAUCCCUUUGCGCCUGUUUUGCUGUUGUUGCCUUCGGCCACCUCGCACCUACGGUCGCCCGGCAACGGACUCAUUCCAAUCACACAGCGUCAACGAAUCGAGAUAUGUGCGUGUAUGUAAAACAGGUUGCUUUGUCGACGAUUUUGUGUUGGCGAGUGGUGACCGAGAUUUCAACGGACUCUUAUCUUUUUUUUUCUUUUUUCUGUUUGUUACCUCGUGUUAUCGUCCCGCUUUCUUUGGGAUUACACUUCCGCGGCCAAUUUUAAUGUUUCGGAGAGUCUAGCGAUAACCAGUACCUUCUUAGAGUGGAAUUUACAGUAUUGACGUCGCACGUAUCUGUGCAAUGCCGAUGACCCGUAGUGUAGGGACACGUUGCUCAAUGAGUAGACCAGUGCCCCCCCUCCGUUAGCGCGAGUGACCGCUCCGGGAGUGAACGCUCUUAAUGGGUGCCAACGUGCACCCGGUGCUGUUUUAUCGCGCGAUCAAAUCGACGUUAGACACAACAGAGUGCUUCCCUAGGCACGAUUUUCGCGUCACACAUGGUACGCACAAGGACGUUAGACAGUUUAACGUGGUGGCGCUUAGACUUUCUUUUUGUUGUUGCUAUUGCAUUGCCAAGUUAGGAGCUGCAAUAACAACGGCUUUUAUGACUACCGCUCUCUGCCGGCUUCAAAAACUGGCAUGAAAGAAAGGUUAGUCGUGUGGGUUAUUAUUCUUAUAUAAGAAACGCACACGCUGUUGAACCUGCAGGGUGACAGCGGGCCAGAAGUCCGUGGCAAUGAACGACAAGUAGUGCCUUCGCUCCUGUAGUUUUCGUUUGUUUUUCUCUAUUUCUCUGGUAGACGAGAAAUAUUAAACCUUUUUUUUUCUUCUGGAGACAAUAAAAGUGCGUUCAGUUUCA
Molecule: messenger RNA, 2245 nt
Organism: Dermacentor albipictus
Lineage: Eukaryota; Metazoa; Arthropoda; Arachnida; Ixodida; Ixodidae
Gene: Baldspot
Product: elongation of very long chain fatty acids protein baldspot
Biological process (GO): very long-chain fatty acid biosynthetic process; fatty acid elongation, saturated fatty acid; sphingolipid biosynthetic process
Cellular component (GO): endoplasmic reticulum membrane
Molecular function (GO): fatty acid elongase activity
Source: RefSeq, a predicted model, not a curated record